Molecule: messenger RNA, 1958 nt
Organism: Phodopus roborovskii (desert hamster)
Lineage: Eukaryota; Metazoa; Chordata; Mammalia; Rodentia; Cricetidae
Product: homeobox protein SIX1
Exons: 2
Coding region: 293-1147 (284 amino acids)
Biological process (GO): regulation of transcription by RNA polymerase II
Cellular component (GO): transcription regulator complex; nucleus
Molecular function (GO): RNA polymerase II cis-regulatory region sequence-specific DNA binding; DNA-binding transcription factor activity, RNA polymerase II-specific
Source: RefSeq, a predicted model, not a curated record
CCAAGUUCCCCGGCAACCAGCAGCAUCCACCCGGCGGCAGGCGGGAGCCAGAUAGGCCCGGAAGGCUGAGGAGUGCGCCAGCCACUCGGAGUCUAGCGCGCCCCUACUUCUCUUGGUCUUCCUACGCCUCCCACCCUCAAGCUCCGACUAGUCUCUGCUACUGCGCCAACCCUGGGAGGGGGUUAGGAGCAGCCGCGCCCCCCUCCCCGCGGCAGCCGCUCCCCCCCCCUGCUUUUUCAGAUUCGCUCACUGCCGCGUGCGCCCGGGCCGGUGCGCCCAGGCAGCGCCAGCCAUGUCGAUGCUGCCGUCGUUUGGUUUUACGCAAGAGCAAGUGGCGUGCGUGUGCGAGGUUCUGCAGCAAGGAGGGAACCUGGAACGCCUGGGCAGGUUCUUGUGGUCGCUGCCCGCCUGCGAUCACCUGCAUAAGAACGAGAGCGUGCUGAAGGCCAAGGCGGUGGUCGCCUUCCACCGCGGCAACUUCCGCGAGCUCUACAAGAUCCUGGAGAGCCACCAGUUCUCGCCCCACAACCACCCCAAACUGCAGCAGCUGUGGCUGAAAGCGCACUACGUGGAAGCCGAGAAACUUCGCGGUCGACCCCUUGGUGCCGUGGGGAAAUAUCGGGUACGCCGAAAAUUCCCGCUGCCGCGAACCAUCUGGGACGGCGAGGAGACCAGCUACUGUUUCAAGGAGAAGUCUCGGGGCGUGCUGCGGGAGUGGUACGCGCAUAACCCCUACCCCUCGCCGCGGGAGAAGCGGGAGCUGGCCGAGGCCACCGGCCUCACCACCACCCAGGUCAGCAACUGGUUUAAGAACCGGAGGCAAAGAGACCGGGCUGCCGAGGCCAAGGAAAGGGAGAACACUGAAAACAAUAACUCCUCCUCCAACAAGCAGAAUCAACUCUCUCCUCUGGAAGGGGGCAAGCCGCUCAUGUCCAGCUCAGAAGAGGAGUUCUCACCGCCCCAAAGUCCAGACCAGAACUCGGUCCUUCUGCUACAGAGCAAUAUGGGCCACGCCAGGAGCUCAAACUAUUCUCUUCCGGGCCUAACAGCCUCACAGCCCAGCCAUGGCCUGCAGGCUCAUCAGCACCAGCUCCAGGACUCUCUACUGGGCCCACUCACCUCCAGUCUGGUGGACUUGGGUUCCUAAGUGGGGCGGUCCUGGGGCCUUGAAGGGACGGCUUGGAGAAGCAACCAACCGCAACGACUAGGGACACUUGUACAUAGAAGUCAGGAACAAUUUUGCAGCUUGUUUCUGGGGUCCUUUGCGCAUAAAGGAAUGAUGGGCUUUCACAAAUGUCUUUUUAAAAACUACAACCAACACCGAUCUCAGUUGAGCAUAGUCUCCCUCUCCUCUCUGGCUCUUAACCCUGUUGCAUUUCCCCUCCCGCUGAAAGGUCAGGAAACAAAAGCACCUAGUCUUGGUCCUGGGCAACCCAGGCAUCCAUUUCAGUAGCCUCUUCUUUCUCCUCCUCCUCUUCGUCUUCUUUUAGUGAAGAAAAAGUUCACAUCAACUGGAUUUUAGUUAUUUGCUUUUAAUUUAUUGAUGGAGACAUGGUUUAGGGAAGAGGAAAAGGAAAAGAAGAGGAAGAAGAGAGACAUAUCAAAAAUACCGAAAACAAAAACCCUCCAGGCUGAGAGCGGCUGGCUGCAGUCUUAAGAUGAAUAGGAAAAGUAUAAUCAUAACCGGUUUUGAUGGGAAAAUUAAGUUUACAUUUUCACAUUUAGUGUUAAAUAAUUUUAUGUAGAUUAAAAUGAAAGAACAGUAUUAGUGAGGAAAACAAGUGCCUAAAUGUCUUGAUGCUGUCUGUGUGAGGCGGUUAGAACUAGAAGAGACAUUAGUAAUACAACUAUUUUUGUCAAAUUUAGUGGGAUUUUUUUUGGGGGGAUUGAUUGUGUUCUUUUUCUUUUUCCCACGACAAACUUUAAAAGUGUACCAACAAGGGAGGGGAAGACACUUA